Molecule: messenger RNA, 222 nt
Organism: Didymodactylos carnosus
Lineage: Eukaryota; Metazoa; Rotifera; Eurotatoria; Philodinida; Philodinidae
Source: the annotation of a GenBank genome assembly
AUGAAACACGAUGGAAAUAUUUCCUCAAAGAAAAUAGCUGGUUCAAUUAUUGGAAUGGCAAUAGGCGAUGCAUUAGGCGCACAUGUUGAAUUUAGACCAAGAACUUAUUUAGUUGAAUAUCCGGUGACCGAAUUGAAAGGCGGUGGGACAUGGGGAUUGGAAGAAGGUAAGAAGAUUGUUAAAAUAUAUUCCACACCACUGUUAUUUCACCCGAAGAUAUAG